AUGACACAGCAACACACUCCACCAUUCCCCUCGUUCAUCAUUUUCGCCCUCCUGCUAGCUCGCGCAUCUGCCGACCACAGUAGUUGCUACACAGGGGAUGGAGCUGAAGACACCAGCCCACAGCCCUGUCCCGGAUCGAAUAUGUGCUGUUACCUCAAUCGAACCGAUGGCUAUGCGGACGACGUCUGCAUCCAAGGCGCCUGUUACAGCAAUUACUGGACAGGGCAGUACUUCGUCAUUGGAUGUACAAAUAACAACUGGGAUGAGGAGGGCAGCGGAUGCAGUCCGUUGUGGGACGUUUGCGGUCGUCAGUCAGGAUACACCCACGUCACACGCUGUACUGACGGCAGUUUCUGUUGCGGCGAUUCCAAUGCUGCGUGUUGUAACAGCUAUUCUGGGGUAUAUCUGAACGAGGAUGGGACGGAGAUUCUACAAUCGUCGGAGUCAGGAAUGCUUCCGGACACGACGACGUCAUCAACAGAUGUACCAUACAGCAGUCCAAUCCCAACAUCGUUGCAAACACGAGUUCUCACAUCCACCGGCACAUCAACAACAAACCUGCCCUCGCAAAUAGCAACAGCGACGAAUGUACCGUCAGCAGAUAAGUCAGAAGAGGGACUUCCGACUGAGGCAAAAAUUGGAAUCGGAGUCGGUGUGCCUGCUGUGGUCCUUGCGGCUCUUACGCUGUGGAGGCAAUGCAGACAAAAGGGACCCUGA
Alternaria burnsii is the source of this 717-nucleotide messenger RNA. RefSeq lists its product as uncharacterized. NCBI's taxonomy places the organism in Eukaryota, Fungi, Ascomycota, Dothideomycetes, Pleosporales, Pleosporaceae. The transcript is spliced from 2 exons. The record is from RefSeq and is a predicted model, not a curated record. The coding region runs from base 1 to 717 and encodes 238 amino acids.